Molecule: messenger RNA, 1894 nt
Organism: Micropterus dolomieu (smallmouth bass)
Lineage: Eukaryota; Metazoa; Chordata; Actinopteri; Centrarchiformes; Centrarchidae
Gene: eva1c
Product: eva-1 homolog C (C. elegans)
Exons: 8
Coding region: 358-1632 (424 amino acids)
Cellular component (GO): extracellular region
Molecular function (GO): heparin binding; carbohydrate binding
Source: RefSeq, a predicted model, not a curated record
CUGUAAGUCGCUUUCAGUUUCCACAUGCAUCUAUUCACAAAUCUGCGGUGUUGAACUGUGGGGAAGUCGGACUUGGAGGAUCAUCACGCGUCGGACUAAUCACCUCGUCUGUCAGUUUUGACCAACUUGUUGCGCAGCUGCUAUUUCUAACCUCUCUGGUGCAGUGGCAUAAGGGGUGAUUAGUGCUUCAUCGGCUUUACGGUGAUAUUUUUUGUGAAGGAAGACCGAUGGAUGAAGCGGGGACGUACUAUCGCGGAUCAUUUGAACUUUUUGAUUUUUUUUUUUUAAUGAAGUCCUGUAGCCUACAGUGAAUGUUCGAGUCUCUUAAUAUGGUCUCAGAGGCAGGGGGUGCGAGUCAUGAGCCGGACGCGUCCUUGCCACGGACUAGACUGGAGCCACAGCCUCUUCUACCUGACUUUACUCCUGUGGACCAGACGCAUGAACGGACUGGCUGACUUUUCAAACUACCUGUCCAGGAUCAUCACCAGUCACUCUGCUCACGCUUGUGACGGACAGCCUCUGCGACUCCACUGUCCACGUCACUCCACCAUCUCCAUCCAGUCCGCCUUCUACGGGAGCAGCGAGGUGCGGCUGUGCAGAGCAGACUCUCCACUCGGCGCCCACAACCACAGCUGCUCAGCUUUUACUGCUCUACAGAAACUGCUGUCGGAGUGUCAGAGCCACAGAGACUGCCAGCUGCCUGUUAACCACCUGCUGUUUGGGAAGGACCCAUGUCCUGGCACUGCCAAAUACCUCCAUGUGGACUACAAGUGUAAACCAACUGAACACAAGAAAUAUGUGGCGUGUGAGGGAGAGACGAUGAUCCUGCGCUGUAAGCCCCCCAGGGUUCUGAUCAUCUACGCAGCUGUCUAUGGGAGAGGUCUGGGCCAGACUGACACCUGCCCCUCACACCUGACAAGACCACCCCCAUUUGAGUGUCUGAACCACGAGGCUGUACACUUGGUGUCCAAGUCCUGCUACAGCAAACAGAAGUGCGUUGUUGCUGUCAGCAACCAGACCUUUAGGGACCCCUGCUUUCCAGGAACCAGGAAGUACCUCAGUGUGCUGUAUUCCUGUGUACCACAGAUAUUACUAAGGGAGGCAGACCCUUACGGAUUCAGCACCACCUCAUCUCCUACUGUGGACACAGAAAAAGCUCCUCCUGCAGAUCUGGAGGAGCCUUUCUCCAAAGGGUCAAGAAGGCCAGACAGCUCAGGAGCUAUGAUGAGCAACUCUCUCCUGACCUACGCCUACAUCAAAGAGCAUCCAGAAAUGGCAGCGCUGCUGUUCACCUCCAGCGUGUGCGUUGGUCUUCUGCUCACGCUGCUGGCUGUGUCAGUCCGAGUGACCUGCAGAGUGCGCCCGCUCAGAGAUCACAGACUCGCACCCAAGUCUGGUAGCCAGACCGUCAACUGCCAGGAGGAGGACGAGGAUGAAGAUGAUGAUGAUGAUGAUGAUGCAGAGGGAACAGAAAACUCUUCAAUCUUGGCUGCAGAAAGGAAGGCGAUGUACGGAUGGGAGGAAGUGACUUAUGUGAGCGAGGCAGCCGAACGGGCGGAGAGGAUUGAGCGCAGAGAGAUGAUCAUGCAGGAGAUAUGGAUGAAUGCCUAUCUGAAUGGCACCUCAUGUUAAAUAAACCGUGACCCCUGGAUGCUGUUCAGCACCUUCAAGUUUUUUUUCAGGAUUCUCUGCAGCAGCUCCCAGCCUUUGAUAAUUAACAAAACAAGAAACUUGUUUUUUUGUCUUUAGCGUGUUUUGCCAUUUGUGCAGGAGCACUCACUUUGUGAAGGAUGUAAUGUUUGGGUGAAACUGCGGUAGGCCUACUAGCCAUUUUUAAAUGAUCAACAGGGUUUAAUGCUGUAAAAUGGGUGGUCACAUAAAUUCUGUAAUUGUU